AUGCGCACCUCAAUCUUCCUCGCCGCAGCCCUGGCCGCCGUCGCCAAAGCAGACGACUCGAGCACAAUCAUCGGUUACUUCUCCCCAUCCUGGAGCGCAACCCUCCUCGAACUAGGCGGCUGGACAAGUACAGCAGCCAGCGUAGCCGGCAUAAAUGCCGAAGCAACAACCUACCACGUUGGCUGCCUCAAAGACGCCCCCAAAUCCGACUGCAACUACCCAGCCUCCUGGACAAUCAUCCAAGGCGCCGAGACGGUCAGCAUGACCGGCCAAUACAUCGCCUCCACCUCCGACAAGACCCAAAGCUACGAUAUCACUAUCACCCAGUCUUACGAGUGCUCGCUCAAAUCCUCCACUGAGUCUGCUAGCUGUACUAUGAGUGUUGGGAUGGGUGGGUCUUUGGAUGGCGGGAAGUACGAGUCUUCGACUACUAGUCAUGCGACGUAUACCACUGCGCCGAUUGAUGGGUCGUACUAUCAGUUGACUGUUACUGGGGGUGUGAAUUCUUUCACUGCUCCUGAGGCUACUAAGACUCCCGGUGCUGCUGCUGCUGGGCCUGCUGCUGCUUUUGUUACUGUUGCUCCUAUGAUUGCUGCUGCCGCUGUUGCUUUGCUGUAA
Messenger RNA from Penicillium canescens, 618 nucleotides. RefSeq lists its product as uncharacterized. The record is from RefSeq and is a predicted model, not a curated record. The transcript has a single exon. NCBI's taxonomy places the organism in Eukaryota, Fungi, Ascomycota, Eurotiomycetes, Eurotiales, Aspergillaceae. Bases 1 to 618 code for a protein of 205 amino acids.